This is a messenger RNA of Pipistrellus nathusii (Nathusius's pipistrelle), 1926 nucleotides long. Lineage: Eukaryota; Metazoa; Chordata; Mammalia; Chiroptera; Vespertilionidae. The record is from the annotation of a GenBank genome assembly.
AUGGAGCGGGUGAACGACGCGUCCUGCGGCCCGUCGGGCUGCUACACCUACCAGGUGAGCAGGCACAGCACCGAGAUGUUGCACAACCUGAACCAGCAGCGCAAAAACGGCGGGCGCUUCUGCGACGUGCUCCUGCGGGUGGGAGACGAGAGCUUCCCGGCGCACCGCGCCGUGCUGGCCGCCUGCAGCGAGUACUUCGAGUCGGUGUUCAGCGCCCAGUUGGGCGAUGGCGGCACUGCGGACGGGGGUCCCGCCGACGUGGGGGGCGCGGCGGCGGCCGCGGGCGGCGGCGCCGGGGGCAGCCGGGAGCUGGAGAUGCACACCAUCAGCUCCAAGGUGUUCGGGGACAUUCUGGACUUCGCCUACACUUCUCGCAUCGUGGUUCGCCUGGAGAGCUUCCCCGAGCUCAUGACGGCUGCCAAGUUCCUGCUGAUGAGGUCGGUCAUCGAGAUCUGCCAGGAAGUCAUCAAACAGUCCAAUGUGCAGAUCCUGGUGCCCCCUGCCCGCGCUGACAUCAUGCUCUUUCGUCCCCCCGGGACCUCAGACUUGGGCUUCCCUUUGGACAUGACCAACGGGGCAGCCCUGGCGGCCAACAGCAAUGGCAUUGCAGGCAGCAUGCAGCCCGAGGAGGAGGCGGCUCGGGCAGCUGGUGCGGCCAUUGCCGGCCAGGCCUCCUUGCCUGUGUUACCUGGGGUGGACCGCUUGCCCAUGGUGGCCGGACCCCUGUCCCCCCAACUGCUGACUUCCCCAUUCCCCAACGUGGCAUCCAGUGCCCCUGCCCUGACUGGCAAACGAGGCCGGGGCCGCCCAAGGAAGGCCAACCUGCUGGACUCCAUGUUCGGGUCUCCGGGGGGCCUGCGGGAGGCAGGCAUCCUUCCGUGUGGCCUGUGCGGGAAGGUGUUCACCGAUGCCAACCGGCUCCGGCAGCACGAGGCCCAGCAUGGUGUCACCAGCCUCCAGCUGGGCUACAUCGACCUCCCUCCUCCCAGGCUGGGUGAGAACGGGCUGCCCAUCUCCGAGGACCCCGAUGGACCCAGAAAGAGGAGCCGGACCAGGAAGCAGGUGGCGUGUGAGAUCUGCGGCAAGAUCUUCCGCGACGUGUACCAUCUCAACCGGCACAAGCUUUCCCACUCGGGGGAGAAGCCCUACUCCUGCCCCGUGUGCGGGCUGAGGUUCAAGAGAAAAGACCGUAUGUCCUACCACGUGCGGUCCCACGACGGGUCCGUGGGCAAGCCCUACAUCUGCCAGAGCUGUGGGAAAGGCUUCUCCAGGCCCGAUCACUUGAAUGGACACAUCAAGCAGGUGCACACCUCCGAGCGGCCUCACAAGUGCCAGACCUGCAACGCUUCCUUUGCCACCCGAGACCGGCUGCGCUCCCACCUGGCCUGUCAUGAGGACAAAGUGCCCUGCCAGGUGUGCGGCAAGUACUUGCGGGCAGCGUACAUGGCGGACCACCUGAAGAAGCACAGCGAGGGGCCCAGCAACUUCUGCAGCAUCUGUAACCGAGAAGGCCAGAAAUGCUCACAUCAGGAUCCGAUUGAGAGCUCCGACUCCUACGGUGACCUCUCGGAUGCCAGCGACCUGAAGACUCCGGAGAAGCAGAACACCAACGGCUCUUUCUCCUGCGACAUGGCGGUCCCCAAAAACAAGAUGGAGUCCGACGGGGAGAAGAAGUAUCCCUGCCCCGAGUGCGGGAGCUUCUUCCGUUCCAAGUCCUACUUGAACAAACACAUCCAGAAGGUGCAUGUCCGGGCUCUCGGGGGCCCCCUGGGGGACCUGGGCCCCGCCCUCGGCUCACCUUUCUCUCCCCAGCAGAACAUGUCUCUCCUCGAGUCCUUCGGGUUUCAGAUUGUGCAGUCGGCGUUCGCAUCGUCUCUAGUAGAUCCCGAGGUUGACCAGCAGCCCAUGGGGCCAGAGGGGAAGUGA